Pseudozyma flocculosa PF-1 is the source of this 1089-nucleotide messenger RNA. RefSeq lists its product as uncharacterized. NCBI's taxonomy places the organism in Eukaryota, Fungi, Basidiomycota, Ustilaginomycetes, Ustilaginales, Ustilaginaceae. Gene Ontology annotation, cellular component: mitochondrial membrane. The record is from RefSeq and is a predicted model, not a curated record. Gene Ontology annotation, biological process: cardiolipin acyl-chain remodeling; inner mitochondrial membrane organization. Bases 1 to 1089 code for a protein of 362 amino acids. The transcript is spliced from 6 exons. Gene Ontology annotation, molecular function: 1-acylglycerophosphocholine O-acyltransferase activity.
AUGGCGCCGAGCCUCGUCAUCCACUCGGUGGCCGCGUUUGCAAAGGCGCUGCUGCGCUUCGGGUGCCGCGAUGUCCAGGUCAAUGGCCUCGACAACUUCCUCAAGGUGCUCCAGGAUCAAAAGAGGCGCGACGAGGGGCGGGGGAUAUUGACCUAUUGCAACCACAUCUCGGUCAUGGAUGAACCGACCAUCUGGGGCGCGUUGCCGUGGUGGACGUUCCGCUCGCCCUCGACGACGAGGUGGACGCUGGGCGCCAGCGACAUCAUGUUUACCAAUGACGCGCUGCGGCGCUUCUUCACCGCGGGCCAGGUCAUCGAGACGCACCGCGGCGGGGGCAUCUUUCAGCCCUCGAUCGACACGGCCAUUUCGAAGCUGGAUGCGGGCCAGUGGAUCCACCUCUUCCCGGAGGGCUACGUCAACGUGGGCACGACGACCAAGCUGCGCCGCUUCAAGUGGGGGUUGAGCCGCAUGAUCCUCGAGGCGCAGCAGACGCCCGUCGUCGUGCCCAUCUGGAUCACUGGCUUCGACAGGCUGAUGCCAGAGCCGAGGUCAUGGCCCAAGUUCCUACCGCGGCUAGGUGCCUCUGUGUCGAUCACGUUUGGCGAGCCGGUGCAGGAUCGCCUCUCUGCGCUGCUGAGCGGCGACGGCGGUGGCGGGUCAGAGGGGAUAGACGAUACGCUGCGGUGUCACGACAGCGAGCGGGCCGUCGCAAUGAUCGCGUCGUCGUCCUACCCGACGCUCUCGCCCACAUCACGGGGCUACGCCUCGCUGCGCACCGAAACGGUCGAGGCGGCGCAAAGACGGAGCGACAUGGCCGCGAUGCUGCGCUACGAAAUGGCCCAACUCGGCCGCCGCGUCCGCAUCCUCAACGGCCAGGAUCCCGAUACAGAGGUGCCCCUCGUCCACACCGCCACCCUCAUCCCGCACACCAAGACCGGCAUCGUCUCCGACCCCGCCGCCGAUGCCCGCGGCCCAACAACGAGCAAAGAGGGACUCGGCUCCACCGUCGAGCGCAAAGUCAAGAGCGGCCUCGGCAAACACGUCCCCCGCCAACAGGCCGAACAGGGCUGGAAGGACAGCGCCACCUGA